Messenger RNA from Megalops cyprinoides (Indo-Pacific tarpon), 3149 nucleotides. It is a transcript of the gene olfm1b, whose product is annotated as olfactomedin 1b. Lineage: Eukaryota; Metazoa; Chordata; Actinopteri; Elopiformes; Megalopidae. The record is from RefSeq and is a predicted model, not a curated record. The transcript has 6 exons. Bases 728 to 2185 code for a protein of 485 amino acids. Gene Ontology annotation, biological process: signal transduction.
AUAAUUGCGGUUUGCAAGGUAUAUUAUAUAAACAGUUAGGGUAAUGCAUUCAUGUUACCGACAGUUCACGAAGGGGUGCGAUAUGUCACCUGGCAAUUAAGCGCUCAGCAUCGAACGACCAGAAGAGAACAGCGACCUUCGCGGACCUCCUUUUUUCAAUUCACUAGGGAUGGAUCCGGUACAAUAAAACGCAAUUUAAAAUCCCAGGCAGCGGAUCCCUAGCGGCACGGGAAGGGCGUCUCGUAAGCAAAGUGAACCUGACAUCACAUUGCGCUUCGUUACAUAGAUCCAUAGAACCACCUCCCCCUUAUCCAUUUUGAACAGGCUGUCUAUAGUCACUCGCACUUUCUCACUCAACACGAGAGGCUGAGGCGGAUCUAGGGAUUUAGUGAAACAGAAAAGGCUGCCGCCAGAGCCAGCAGAGCACGGGAGAGCAGGGGAUACUAGAGACUGAGCUAAUUCCCCCCUCAUAGCCACUUCUCGUGUACAGCUGUAGGGCAGCGUCACAGCUUAUCUACAGAACAACCGCGUCGGGUUACUUCUGCUCUUCGUCACGAGAGAGAGAAUACAGUCUCGUUCGAUCAUAUGCCAGCAAUGCCCAAGGCCAGACCGUCCGAACUGGGUGCACGGGUGCUGCAACAAGCUUUCCCAGGCAACAUGGAUUGCCACGAGUGUUCCCGGCUGGAAUCUGUAGAAUGAAGGUUUUGGAGAGACGCAGAGCGCAGAGAUGUCGGUGCCUUUACUCAAGAUUGGGGUUGUGCUUAGCACAAUGGCUAUGAUCACCAACUGGAUGUCGCAGACGCUGCCCUCCUUGGUGGGACUCAACACCACCAAGCUCGCGGCGGCACCUGGAGGGAUACCAGAUCGGAGUACCGGAGUGCUGCCAGCGAACCCAGAGGAGUCCUGGCAGGUGUACAGCUCAGCCCAGGACAGCGAGGGCAGGUGUAUCUGCACAGUGGUGGCACCCCAGCAGACCAUGUGCUCGCGAGACGCCAGGACCAAACAGCUGAGGCAGCUGUUGGAAAAAGUCCAGAACAUGACACAGUCCAUCCAGGUUCUGGAUCAGAGGACCCAGAGGGACCUACAGUACGUUGAGAAGAUGGAGAGCCAGCUGCGAGGUCUGGAGACCAAGUUCCGACAGGUGGAGGAGAGCCACAAGCAGAACAUUGCCAAGCAAUACAAGGCAAUAAAAGCGAAAAUGGAGGAACUUAGGCCAUUGAUACCAGUGUUGGAGGAGUACAAAGCCGAUGCAAAAUUGGUAUUGCAGUUUAAAGAGGAAGUCCAGAAUCUGACGUCAGUUCUAAACGAACUUCAGGAGGAGAUGGGAGCCUAUGACUACGAGGAGCUACAGAACAGAGUGUCAAAUCUUGAGGAGAGGCUCCGUGCAUGCAUGCAAAAAUUAGCUUGCGGCAAGCUAACAGGGAUAAGCGACCCUGUCACUAUAAAGACGUCUGGAUCAAGGUUUGGAUCCUGGAUGACCGAUCCCCUGGCUCCUGAGGGAGAUAACAGGGUGUGGUACAUGGACGGCUACCACAACAACCGCUUUGUGCGCGAGUACAAGUCAAUGGCGGACUUCAUGACCUCGGACAACUUCACCUCGCACCGCCUCCCGCACCCGUGGUCUGGCACUGGUCAGGUGGUCUACAACGGCUCCAUCUAUUUCAACAAGUUCCAGAGCCACAUCAUCAUCAAGUUCGACUUCAAGACCUCCACCAUCAGCAAGUCCCGCCAGUUGGACUAUGCUGGCUACAACAACAUGUACCACUACGCCUGGGGGGGGCACUCCGACAUCGACCUGAUGGUGGAUGAAGGCGGGCUCUGGGCCGUUUACGCCACCAAUCAGAACGCGGGGAACAUUGUCAUCAGCAAGCUGAACCCCAACACCCUACAGAUCAUCAAGAGCUGGACCACCAAUCACCCCAAGCGGAGCGCCGGGGAGGCCUUCAUGAUCUGCGGCACGCUCUACGUCACCAAUGGCUACUCCGGCGGGACCAAGGUCUACUACGCCUUCCACACCAACUCCUCCACCUAUGAGUAUAUCGACAUCGCUUUUCAGAACAAGUACUCGCACAUCUCCAUGCUAGACUACAACCCCAAGGACAGGGCCCUCUACGCGUGGAACAAUGGACACCAGGUGCUCUACAACGUUACCUUGUUCCACGUGAUCCGCUCCGAGGAGCUGUAGAUGCCCGUACAGAGACCUUCUAUUUGUCACGUGGCCCUUAAAUGUAGUGGGAUUGUGCUAAGGAGGAGCAAAAGAAUAAAUAUCCGUUCGCAAAAAACUAUAUGUGAUGUAUGAAAAGAAUAUCAAACACGGACAGAUGCCUAAAGGUCACGCCUUUCUUUUUUUUAAAAAAACAGACAUUUGAACUCAAGGUUGCUACUGAUGACUGUGUUUCAGAAGCAUGGCUUCUUCUGCUGUUUGAACAUCCAUCAGAGACAGAGGCUUGAUGACAAAUUGGAGUACUUUGUCUGCAGAAGGAGAGAGAUGAGGGAGUACUGUGCACUGAGGAACACACAAUGAAAAACAACCCAAGCAUAUCCUUUUUAUCAGUAGCAAAUAAAACACAUCUUAAGAAAAAACAUGAAAAAACAUCAGCUAAAGAAAUGAAGGCAUUGACUGUUGAGAGCACCCUGUUCAUGAAACUUGUCCUGCUGGUUAUGUGUGGAGCUCUUCUCCCUUUCUUUUGCAUGGGCCUUUUAUAUUAACAUAGUCUGCUCUUAUGAAUGUUUUUGCUGUAUGAUGCUAUAAAAUUAAAAGGGGGCUAGUUUAGAGACUUGUGGGGCAAGCUUUUCUCUGGUUUUAGUUGUUGUCCUUUCAGUUUCUCUGUUCCUGUAUCACCUUACUGUUGGUUCUGACUGUGCUACUACUGUCUUUGUUGGAUUGGACUGUACAGAAAGAAUCUAUCUAGCUCAUACGUAUCUUUCUAUUUAAUGAAAAAAAAUAUCUAUAUAUAACAGAACGUAUCAAGCGAUGUAUCUAUAGGGCGAUGAUGUAUUUGUUGGCUCCUCUUUCAAACUGAAUUCACGAGUCGGCUAUUUGUGUUCCCUAGCAGAGGUAAAUGGCUUACACUUUUGCGCUUACUUGGAUGUGUGUUGUACCUGCGAUGAGAUAGUUUGUGUUAAUAAACAGAGGAUCUUUGUUCUGA